Molecule: messenger RNA, 909 nt
Organism: Symbiodinium natans
Lineage: Eukaryota; Dinophyceae; Suessiales; Symbiodiniaceae
Source: the annotation of a GenBank genome assembly
AUGGUGAAGGCACGUGUCAGCAGCAUCUGGGAAGGCCAUUCUGCCACUAAAAGAGAUAUCCGUGAAGCGGGGCCAAGCAAGAAAACAGGCAGGCGCUACGUGUCAUUCUUGCUCUCAUAUCCCAGCGACUGCAUGGCAGCCUGCUUUCACACAUCGACUGCUUACCCGCAGCAUGGUGUGCUUGAUAAUCACAAGAACAUAGGUUUAUGCUGCUGCAACAGUAGCUUGUUUCGUGCCAAUCAGUCAGUGUCAAAGGAGACCUGCACAGCUCAAGGGCUUCCUCCUUACAGGCUAUAUGUCGGGGACGAACCUGCGGGCAAAGCCAUGGGCAUGGGCUGGAAAUGUCGGGCAAAUGAAUUUUGCCUUGUGCACUGUGCCAAAAUCUUGCUGGAGAUGCUACUUCGCCCCUCGCACGUGCUGCAUCUGGUCGUUCUGAGGAAGCUCGGAAGGCUUCAACGUUCCGACUCCAUGCCGGCACUGGCCGCUGGACAUCCAGCUCCGUGGAUUCUCGGGCUCAUCAUUCGGUUAGUCACUAGGUUGCCAACUAGGUUGUGCAGAAGCAGCGGGGCAACAACGAGAACUUCGCCAAGCCUUCAGCUCCUUGAGAUCUAUCGCACCCGACUGAUCCGUGUCAAAGAGGUCGAAGGCCUGAGUGUUCACAACUUUCUUUCAAUAAGUUCAUGGAUGACAGCAUGUCGGAUCAGCUUGUCGACUGCAAAGCGGAGACGCGACGAUGCACGUCAGGGCAGCGCAUUGCUGCCAAAUUUCAACACAGGACAUGUCAAGCGCUUGGACCCUGAAAGUUGGCUCACGUUUCUCAACAGCUGGAGUAGGAGGAGGCAUCUUCGGACACUCCUCUGUCCGACAGCACCGGCAUCUUACGAUGGCCUUCCAAUGCUUGCAAAGUAG